AUGUCUUUGCAGUCUAUCGUGGCGUCGAUGAUCGACGACGCGCCUCCGGGCAACAAUCUGAACGUCAUCAAUGACAUCAAAAUCCUGCUGAACAAGGAAGACUCGCGCAGGAUCAUUGCUGAGAACCUGGAACAGUUCCAUCUCAACAAGGACUUCAAGCUCGUCAAGAUAAACGACAACGACUUUGCGCUGGUUUCGAAAUACAACAAGAAGGGCAUCAAAUUCUACGACCCGGCACUCAACGUCACUUUUGACUACGAUUUCGACGCGCUCAAGGUGAUAGAUGUCGAAGCCGGACAGACCCCAGUUUCCGACGAGGUCGCCAGCUACAACAAGGAACUCGCCGAGUACUGCGCCAAAUACUAUCCGACGUUCUACAAGUCGCUUGUGGUUGCGGACGAGAGCGACCCGGCAGUCCUAUAUUUCGUGAUUGUGGAUGAAAACCUGAACGACGCAAACUUCUACAACGGAAGAUGGCAAUCGUUCUACCAGUACAACUCGAGCACCAAACAGCUGACCGGAGAAAUCAGCGUCAAGAUCCACUACUACGAGGACGGAAACGUGGUUCUGAACUCAGGAACCAAGGUCAGCGAGCAGGUCGGCUCCUCCGUCGUGGACACCAUAGCCACGGCCGAGACUGCUUUCGAGACCGCUGUGUUCAGCAAGUUCGCCAACCUCAACGAGGACCUCUUCAAGAACCUGAGAAGACAGCUGCCGAUUAACCGGUCCAAAGUCAGGUGGGGAGACGCCAUUGGAAACUAUAAACUAGGCCAGGACGUUGUUGGGGGAAGACACUGA
Messenger RNA from Ogataea haglerorum, 798 nucleotides. RefSeq lists its product as uncharacterized. Gene Ontology annotation, cellular component: F-actin capping protein complex; actin cortical patch. The record is from RefSeq and is a predicted model, not a curated record. Bases 1 to 798 code for a protein of 265 amino acids. NCBI's taxonomy places the organism in Eukaryota, Fungi, Ascomycota, Pichiomycetes, Pichiales, Pichiaceae. Gene Ontology annotation, biological process: barbed-end actin filament capping; actin cytoskeleton organization. The transcript has a single exon. Gene Ontology annotation, molecular function: actin filament binding.